Didymodactylos carnosus is the source of this 1419-nucleotide messenger RNA. NCBI's taxonomy places the organism in Eukaryota, Metazoa, Rotifera, Eurotatoria, Philodinida, Philodinidae. The record is from the annotation of a GenBank genome assembly.
AUGUAUCUCUUGCUCAUCUUGUUGAUAUUAUCUCUGACACCGCUCACGAAUGGUAAAGCCUGUUUAAAAUCCCACUAUCGUUCUGGAUUUAAUGAAAUUCGUGAUCAUAAGCAAGACGCUGAACGUAUCAUUUCAUAUGCCACACAAGGUAAAUUUAAAGGUGUCACUUACAGUCGAUUAGCCAAUUUUACUGAUAACAUUGGGUCGCGUUUAUGUGGUAGUGAAUCAUUAGAAAAAGCUGUCAAUUGGACGAGACAAGCUAUGCUUGAUGACGGGCUCGACAAUGUUCAUAUUGAAGAAGUUUCCCUUCCACACUGGGUACGUGGACAAGAAUAUGUUCAACUACUAGAACCUCGACAGAAAGGAUUAGCUAUGUUAGGAUUGGGUAACUCGGUGGGAACGGGUCCUAAUGGCAUUACAGCGAAUGUUCUGGUAGUUCAAACGUUUGAUGAAUUAGAGCAGCAAUGUAGUAAAGCAAAAGAUAAAAUUGUUGUUUAUAAUUCAUACUGUGAUUGGUCACUACAACCUCUCCAGUGUUAUGGUGUCACUGUUCAGUAUCGUUCACAAGGCGCAUCUAGAGCAGCCAAAUGUGGAGCACUCGCUGCACUAGUCAAAUCAGCAGCGUCCUUCUCCAUCUAUUCACCGCAUACAGGUAUGAUGUCUUAUGACCCAUCGAUAAACAAAAUCCCCGCUGCUGCAUUGAGUAUCGAGGAUGCGGAAAUGCUGUGGCGCUUUCAACAACGUGGACAAAUGACAAAAGUAAAAUUGUACAUGGAAGCUCAGACACUUCCGAAUGUCGUUGGACAUAAUGUAGUGGCAGAAAUUAAAGGAAGUACAUAUCCAGAACAAACGGUGCUCGUUAGUGGUCAUUUGGAUAGUUGGGAUGUUGGACAAGGUGCUAUGGAUGAUGGUGGGGGUGCAUUCAUCUCAUGGUCUGUUCUCUCAAUUCUUCGACAAUUGAAUUUACGUCCUAAACGCACUGUUCGCUGUGUUUUAUGGUCCUGCGAAGAAUUUGGUGGUGUUGGAGCUGAGCAAUACUUUGAACAACAUCGACAAGAAUUGGAGCAAAUGGAUUUAGUUUUAGAGUCAGAUUUGGGCGUGUUUCAUCCUUUAGGUUUAGAAUUCGCCGGCAAUGCUCAAGCAUUUGAGAUAAUGCAAUCAAUCGGAGAACAAUUGUUAGUGGAGAUCAAUGCAACACAAGUGGUAAAAGGAGAUGGCGGAACGGAUAUAGGUCCAUGGAUGGAUAACGGUGUACCUGGUGGAUCAUUGCUGAAUGAAAAUGAAAAAUAUUUCAUGUUUCAUCACUCGAACGGUGAUACAAUGACUGUAUUAAAUUCAACCGACAUGGAUUUAGCCGCAGCUGUUUGGACAGUACAUGCCUAUGUAGUAGCAGAUUUAGACGAUAUGUUACCAAGAUAA